CGUAAAGCUUUUCACUUUGUUUAUGUAUUAGGGUGGAAAAAAAAAAAGAUGACAACGGUAAAGCUUCCGUGGGAUAUGGAGGUAGAGUUACUCACUUGGCUUCCACCUCGAUCUCUUGUUCGGUUCCGAGCCGUGUGCAAAAAAUGGAACUCUCUUCUCAAUGACAAGAGUUUUCUCAACCAGCACUCGUCUAGAUCUCGUCCCCAGUUCAUUUUCUUAACUAAAUCGAAGACUUACUCGAUUGACGUUGACCUCUGCGGCGCAGGAGUUGGUCCAACGAUAAAGAUGUGUGAGGUAGCAUCUGAUUUUCCUUGUCAACCUAUGAAUUGGGAAAAUAUUAAUGUCGCAUCUUGCGACGGAUUACUGUUUCGUGAAUUUUUGAGGAAAGGCGUGGCUGUCUGGAAUCCUUGGUUGAAACAUAUGGGGUUGAUAGAGUUCAAGGAAAAAGAUUUUUAUUUUGGAGGGGUAGGAUACGAUAGUAAUAGACCCGAAAAAGGUUACCAGAUCUUGGGUUAUUUUUGUAGAGUCGACGACACUUGCAAAAAAGGUUACGAUAAAUUUGCGGUUUACGAGUGUGCUGCUAAGAUGUUUAAAUUUAUUGACUUUCCUUUCAGGAAGUGGUCUCUGUGGUCCGCCAUCACUGAGGCGGCUGCCCCUUUGUCUUUGAAGGGAAAUUUGUUUUGGAUUGGUUACUGUGACGAGAUACGUGAAAGUACCAUCCAAAGCUUUAGUUUUUCCAGGGGUAUAUUCAUCAAAAAGUUUUGCAUGCUGCCUUGUGAGAAAGUUUUUUAUGUCAAUAAACUUGUCCUAGCUAUUUAUAAGGGAGAUCGGUUAUCGUUGCUAAAUCAACGCUACGCAACAGGAAAGAUUGAGAUUUGGGUGACAAAGGAUUAGAUUGAUGAUAGAGCGCAAGUGGUGUGGGAAAACUUGAUGAAUUUGUCAACAACUAACUUACCAAGGCUAAAAGAUGAAUAUUAUGGCGUUAGGUAUUUUAUUAUCGACAAAACCAUAAUCAUGUGUUACGAGAACAGUCAAACUGGAGCGGCUUGCGUCUACAUUGUGAGUGGAGAUAUGUUCAAGAAGAUUCCAAUAGAUUAUGGGAAUGUUCUUGAGUGUUACCACCGUGUCUAUUUUCCAAAUUUGAUCCGGCUUCCUUUAGAAUUCAGACGAUCGCUGGAAAUUUAAAAUUGUUUUUUUCUUGUUUUUAAAUUUUUAUUUAUCUCAAAUCUUAUCUCAUAAAAACAUGGGUUUAAUAUUAAAGUUAAAUUACAAUAAAAAAAAUUACAAUUUGGUGCUGUUUGCAGUAAAAAAAAAUAUGUAGUAUAAAUUAUAGAUGUAGAUAUAAAAUAUUGAGUUCAUAUUUUUGGUAGUUGAUGUUGUUAACUUCAAUUUAUUUAACAGCUGAGAAAAUGCAUGCGAAUUAUGCAUCACCAAACCAUAAAUUAGAAUCAAGAUAAGUUUUUGUUUACAUAUAUAAUUUUGAUCUAUUCGCAAAAAAAUAUAUUAUGAAAUAAAUAUUGAAAUAUAUAUAGCAAUAAAUUAGUUAUGUUCACAUAAUUUGAAAAAUAUAUUUUUUCUUUUAAAUUGUUUUUUCAUAAAUUUCAACAUAUAAAGUUUUCAUCUUAAUCAUAUAAAAUAUCUACGCGUUAUUAAUUAAGUUUUGUUAUCAACAAAAUUAAAAUUUGAUUUAAUUUAGAUUUUUUUGGUCACAAUUUAUGUUAUUAGUUUAAAACUCAUAAUAAUAGUUGAAAUUUUAGAUUUUGAAUGAAAAUAAUAUUUAUUUAUAUACUAUUUUUUCAACAACUGACAAAUAGAUGAUAAUGUGAAGAUUUAAAUUAAUAUAAUUUUAAUUAGUCAUUUUCUCAGGAAUCUUACCAGUUAUUUAGAAAAAAAAUGUAAUUUUAAAAUUACAAUCUUCAUAAAGUUCAAAAAAUAACAAAAUUUUCAUCCUUAUCAUAAAAUAUACUUUUUUGUUAUUACUCAAUAGAUCAAUACAUAAUUAUUAAUUAAGCAAUUUGUUUUAUCAACAAAUUUGGUUUAUAAGUUAUUUUAUGUUUUGAAAAUAAUUUGGUUAUAUUUUAUGGUAAUAGAUCUUAGCACAAAAUAAAUAUUUAAAGCUUUAGCUUAUACUUCAAAAAGAGAAAAAAGAUUAUUGUGUGCACAAUUUGUUUUAAAUUCCUAUCACACACACACAUAUAUAUAUGAACAAUACUUGGGUUCACCCCUAUGGUGAAUGGUUAAAUUCAUCUCA
This is a messenger RNA of Brassica napus (rape), 2251 nucleotides long. RefSeq names its product F-box protein At3g17710-like. The transcript has a single exon. Lineage: Eukaryota; Viridiplantae; Streptophyta; Magnoliopsida; Brassicales; Brassicaceae. The coding region runs from base 49 to 894 and encodes 281 amino acids. Gene Ontology annotation, molecular function: protein binding. The record is from RefSeq and is a predicted model, not a curated record.